GCGUUAUUGUGCCCCGUAACAUUUUUCAAAAAAGAUGCCACCAAAACCGAAAAAGUCUCGGAAAAAAAAGUUACAGGCAAAGUAUAUGUAUUUUCGAGCAUUUUUUGUGAAGAAACAAUUCACUAUAUCGAAUUAAGAAUAUCAUCAAUAGAGGACGUUUCACCUACUGUUGCUGGUACAUCUGGUACAUCUGGCAUAUCUGGUGCAGCCGAAAAAGGCAAAGGUGUCGAAAGAUUUAGAAAUGUACCUCCCCUAAGAACGGAGCUAUCUGGUGGCUCCUCAUCAGCCACUCCUAAAAUCUGGGUCAAGUAUGACGGCCAACCAACUCGAAUUUCUUUUGAAGGAGAGGAUAUACAUGACUUGAAAGAAGCGAUCAAGAAAAGACUUUCACCCGAUUUAGAUAAUGUGGAUCAGAGCUUCGAGAAUAACUUAAGCACACCUCUACAAGUCAUUGUAAAGGCAUCAACUGAAUUAAAAAGACAUAUUGAUGAAAUUAGUUUCAAAAUGGGCGAGCUGUAUGAUGAAAUGCGUGAGCUGCAUCGUGAAGUGAAGAGGGUACGUUUUGCUGCGGAUGCAUGGUACAGUGAUAUAGAAAAAGGUAAAUUUGUGCAAGAAAGAGGUGUUGAAAUUCCGUUUCCGCUUGAUUUGACCAGGAGUCACAAAGCAAAGUCACCUGGAAAGUUUUCACAACCGCCUAAUAUGGACAUGGACGCAAAUCCAGAAGAAGAAAAAUUACAAGAUUACUUUAUGUGUGAAUGCAAGGCACUAGAAAAUUAUGCAAACAUACAAAACAAACUUAUUGUCAGAGAUACACAUUUUUCACCAUUGCUGGAUACUCGAAAACCAGAUUUUGUAUUCAUUCCGAGCGAUUCUCCUUUGGAUUCGUUAAAUGUUGUAGCCGUCGGUGAGAUCAAGAAGCGAGUUAGUGAAAGCUUUAGCAAUGCAGAUAUAGGACAUGCAUUAUCAUUUGGGUGGAGAUACCUGGUAACAAUACUUGAAAGCUCUCCAGAAAGAUUGGGAUGGGUUGAACCAUCAUUGAGAUUUGGCCAAGAAACUGUAAAACUGGUUCGGUCUAUUGGUGUAGGCAGAACUAGUGUUGUGUAUGAAGGAAUAUAUAAAGACAUAUCUGUGGCCGUGAAAAUGAUGAAAAAGGCAAAUUAUUUGCCCUGCGUUGAAAGAGAAAGAGCAGUGUUGGAAGAACUUUCGGAGUUGAGUUCACCUCAUAUCCCAAAAAUUCUUUUUUACGAUGAGAAUACUCUUGUCAUGACUCCUCUUGGUGAGAAAGUUAAUAAUUUGCGAAAAAAAGAUAUCAAGAAUAUAAUCACCACUCUCAAACAUGUUCAUUCAUAUGAAUAUGUACAUAGGGACCUUCGGAAAUAUAAUUUUCUUCGUAAUUUAGAUGAUUCAAAGGAAAAUAUUUUAAUUAUUGACUGGGGUUAUAGUACAAAGAAUUGCGAGGACACCGCUUUUGCAGGAGCACUUGAAUGCAUGCCAGAUGAAGUCCUGAAAUCACUAAUUAAUGAGGAAAAUAUUGUUUAUGGGCCAAAAGUUGACUUGAUAUGUUUUGUGCGAUCAUUCUAUCUGAUGAUACACAAACCAUCAAUGGAAAUGGUCGCCUUUGACAGAGAUGAUGACAUCAAGAAACGAGCACAAAUGAUAUUAAAUUUUUGGAAAGAUUGUUGUAAGUCAGACGUGUGGGAUAGUAUUUAUCGAGCAAUAGAGGGCCUGGAUUAUGAUAAAUUAAUUCAAGAACUCGAAAGAUUCUUUUGA
This is a messenger RNA of Acaulospora colombiana, 1770 nucleotides long. The record is from the annotation of a GenBank genome assembly. Lineage: Eukaryota; Fungi; Glomeromycota; Glomeromycetes; Diversisporales; Acaulosporaceae.